This is a messenger RNA of Nicotiana attenuata, 1611 nucleotides long. Its product is annotated as protein FATTY ACID EXPORT 3, chloroplastic. Gene Ontology annotation, cellular component: membrane. Lineage: Eukaryota; Viridiplantae; Streptophyta; Magnoliopsida; Solanales; Solanaceae. Bases 78 to 1070 code for a protein of 330 amino acids. The transcript has 7 exons. The record is from RefSeq and is a predicted model, not a curated record.
UUUUAGAGAAAACGAGCCUUCUCAGCUACCUAGCACACUCCCCACUACUGUAACUCGACAAAAGAGCGCUGAAGAAAAUGAAUGUUGCUACAUCAGCAAACCCUAACCCUAUCUCUUCUCAAUUUUUAAAGCAAGCUCCUUCAAUGGCGCUCUGUUAUUCUCCUGCUUCUCUAGGGUUUACUUCUAUUCAGACACCUAAAGGAAAGGCUUUUGUUGUGGUUCGCUCUGUUUCUCCGGCUGGCUUUGGUUUCGGCUCCGGCUCAACUCCGUUGGCUCGACGGAAUUUAAGGAAUAGAUCGAUUCUCUCAUUCGCUGCUUCACAUGAGGAAUCGAAGCCUUCAGAUGUUGAAUUGGAGAAGGACGAAAAAGAUCUUAAGACAGAGGCUGAGGAGUCAGAAGAGGUAUGGAAGCAGACCCUAGCUUCCUUCAAAGAACAAGCGAUGCAGGUAAAGGCUGUGUCACAAGAAGCAUAUGAGGUGUAUUCCAAGAAAGCUAUGAUCAUUUUGAAAGAAACUUCUGAGAAGUUACAAAUCCAAGCGGAGAAGGCAAGAGAAGAUUUGACUGUAGUUGCAAAGGAAAUUAGUGAGGAGAGUAAAGAAUACUUAGCAACUGCUGCCGAGAAUUCCCCUGAACCUGUAAAGGAUAUUGUAGAAACAUUUGCUUCCUCUGCGGAUGAACUAAGUGACAUUUCAAAAGUACGAGACUUUUAUGUGGGAAUACCUUAUGGAACUCUUCUUUCUGUUGGUGGCUUUUUGUACUUCAUGCUAAGCGGAAGCAUUGCUGCCCUUAGAUUUGGUGUUAUACUUGGUGGUACUCUUGUGGCCUUGAGCGUCUCAAGUUUAAGAUCGUGGAAAAGUGGAGAGGCGACUUCUCUAGCAUUAAAGGGACAGGCAGCCAUUGCUACCAUCUUAUUUGUCAGAGAAUUUCGCGUGUUGUUGCAGAGACCAUUUCUUUUCAAUUUUAUUACAGCCUUCAUCAGUGGAGGAGUGGCAGCAUUCUAUGCUUAUAGAAUCUUAAGGGAUGGUGAACAGACGAAGGGUUCAAACUCAGCAGCACAGACAGAAAACUAAGCUUAAUUCAGGGCAUGAAACAUAUGGCACACGUGGAGCGGGGAAUUUCAAAUUUUCGUCAAUUUCAACGUGGUAGAUUAUCGUCCAAUAUAUGAGCUUCUUUGUGCUGCAUCCCUUGUGCUCUGAUGAACCUGCUGAAGCCUAACAACUAGUCAUUCUGAAAGAAAUAAAUCUGCUCAUGCCAGUUGGGUAAUCUGCUGGACAAGGAUAUGUUUUUUCCGUUUGAGCCUCUGAAGUUGCAACGGCAGUGUUUGUGCAUUAUUUUCCCGUAGUUUAUUAUUAAUAGUAGUGAGUUCAGAUCUUGAAGGCUAGAAAUGAGCAGGGGGUAUAUGCAAUCCCUUGAACGUCUUAAGAUGAUUUUUAGGUUCUACUUGUGGAAGAUAUUUCUAUGCUGGGGGAAUGGUUCUCCGAUGAGGAUGGUUGAUGAUGAUGUAUCAAGGAUACAUGUUUCUUGCUCAAAUGUAAUGGAAAAUAUGCACGAAGAAACAGGUUGGUGUUCAAAAUUUCAUGUUCUAAAGUCCAAACUGGUUUUCAAGCUUUA